Messenger RNA from Coccidioides posadasii C735 delta SOWgp, 1283 nucleotides. RefSeq lists its product as uncharacterized. NCBI's taxonomy places the organism in Eukaryota, Fungi, Ascomycota, Eurotiomycetes, Onygenales, Onygenaceae. The record is from RefSeq and is a predicted model, not a curated record.
CCAGGCUUUCUCAUGUGCAUAUAUAUGUUGCCAUUCUUCAAAAAAUUUCUUAGCAGCAUCAUUUGCGCUUAACCACCUGCUGAGAUGCGAAGCACACAAUGGGCCAUGCGCCUUGCUUGAAGUGAUCUUCUAUCUUUGCCCUCUAUUUCCUUUUCAUUCAAAGGAGCCUUUCCAUUCUUUCUUUGAACAACUUGUGCUCAUCCUUUCCAGAGUAAACUAGAGCAAAGGCACACCUUCACUCCAACCCUCAAGCAAGUUCCUUAAAUCACCUGCAUUCCAUCUUUUUACGCUUCCCUUACAUCAUUUGCCUUUGAUGCUCACUCCCCCCUAUGUUUUGCCCUUAUCUCUACUUCAAUUGUGCCCUUAUGCUUCUGGCUCUAGCCUCGAUACUUGUUCAUCUGUCAAUUCGCCAGGAAACCCCUUACACACGCCUUUGCUCGCAUCCUCCAAGGGUAUCAGACUCAAGCCCGAGGCCCGCUUCGAAUCUUCGUUGCCUCAACGACCGGAAACGUCCGAAUCCGUUUUCGAUCUAAAUGGGCACUCAAGGAGUGCCCAUCUCUGCCAGCCCUCUGGCUGCACUUACAUACAUCAGGCCAACCCGAGGUAGCCCCGGAAUUCUAGGUAUUGCAGACUUCGGUUUGGAAGUCGUACAAAAUCCAGUCUGCGCAUUUAUUGGCGAAGAUGGAGAGCCGGUUCUCCUCCAACGAUUUCCCAUCGUCAAGUUCAAGAAUCCUCUCAAGCUGGUUUACCCGCAAGAGGGCCACUUGUUUGUGCACUGCACUCUCCACCUCCCGGACGGCACGGGUCCCCUCGCUGACCAUAUGAACGGAACGACAAUCGUACCGUUCCAGCGGCUCAAAGGCCUAGAUGACGUCCGCGAUAGCUAUUUCAUCUUCUCAAACCUGUCCUUCAAUGUUCCAGGAAGAUACAAGCUCAAGUACUCCCUACUCGAGGUCGCUGAAGGGCGCGUUUCCCACUUUGCGGAAGGGGAAUCGGCUGUUUUCCCGGUCUAUGGCCAAAAUACCGCACGUAUUCUACCGCUUCCAACACCGCUUCAGCUUAAACUCGUUGAAGACGAUGAGUAUAGAACCUUCUUUCCCCAUAACGACACUGAGGAGGCAUAUACAUCACCACCUGGACUCUAUAGGGCCAACUCCGUGGUGCUACUGGAUGCCCCAAUCGCCCAUAUCCUCAAUGGCUGGAAGAUCAUCCCGCGCGUGGAACGAUUCGAUGUGCACGGUAACCGACAAGUGUGGGUAGCUUUAGAGCCAGGGACGGAAUAG